Messenger RNA from Stegodyphus dumicola, 2676 nucleotides. RefSeq lists its product as uncharacterized. The record is from RefSeq and is a predicted model, not a curated record. Lineage: Eukaryota; Metazoa; Arthropoda; Arachnida; Araneae; Eresidae.
AUGAUUCACAGAGAUGCCCAAUUGGAAGACAGGAUAUACAAGAUCACUUUGCUGCUGCCCUAUGCAACAACCGAGUUGACACCUCAGUGUACACCUCACCAUCCCCUCUCCCCAGAGAACUUGACCCUCUCUCCAUUUUCUCCUGCAGAGAUCGCAAGGAAACUCUAUUCAGCUGAAAACUCGGCACCCGGACACGAUCGACUCUCAUACAACCAUUGGAAGGCCGUUGAUCCGGACUGUACAGUACUCGCAGCCAUCUUCAACAUCUGCUUGAAAGCUAGGAAAGUCCCUGCAGCUUGGAAAGACUCUCUGUUACGAUUGCCAAGCUGUUCUGUGGUUGCCUGGCACGACGGUUCACUUCUUGGCUCAUCGACAACUGCAUCCUCUUCCCCGUCACAGAAGGGAUUUCUACCCUUCGACGGGGUGUUUGAAAAUAACUUCGUUGUUCAGCAGAGAAUCCAGCUAGCACGGACCAGCCAAUCUGACACCUGCCUGGCGUCAUUGGACCUAUCCAAUGCCUUCGGAUCCGUGCCCCACGAUGCAAUUUUUGCUGCGCUUCGAGCCUCUGGAGUUGGGAAUCAUUUCACCGAGCUGAUACAGGAGCUGUACACGGAUGCGUCCACACGCGUCUUCACAGAGGAAGGCCCCACGGAUCCAAUUCCAAUUGACAUCGGAGUACGUCAGGGUUGCCCCCUAAGUGGGCUGUUGUUCAACUUGACCAUCAACCCGAUACUUGUCGCAGUCCAAGGGCAAAGUCCUCUACACCGCAUACUGGCGUAUGCCGACGACCUACUGCUACUCGCGCCCUCCCCUGCGGAGCUGCAAACUCAACUCAAUCUGACGCACAACCUGGUUGGAAAGCUUGGCCUCUACAUCAACCCCAGAAAAUGCUUCUCCCUACAUAUCUCCGGAGCUCGCCCAACGGGUGUCCGCCACUCUCAGUUCUCGAUCGACGGCACUGCCAUCAGGUGUCUUCGUGAGGGUGAAGGUGAGGAAUUUUUGGGGAAACCAAUUGGAUUCAACCAACCACCGGACAUCGAGGCACUCAAUACUUACCUACAGAAAUGCGAGAUGAUCCUGAAUUCGCCACUUGCUCCCUGGCAGCGCAUUGACGCGCUCAAAUCCUUUGUGUUUCCAUCAAUGGAUUUUGAUAUGAGGACGGCCCGGUUGAAGAAAACCGACUGGGCAAAGAUUGACUCACAUGUGCGCCCGCUACUAAAGAGGACUCUCAACCUACCUCCCGAGGCGGCAAAUGAAUAUCUUUACGGCGCGAAGGAAUCUGCAUGCUUUGGUAUCCCGCUGGCUGCCGAAAGCUCAGAUAUAGCAAGGAUUGACAGCGCUUUCAAGUUGCUCACUUCAUUGGACCCUGGGAUACAACAGCUCGCUUGGGAGGACCUUACGCGACUUGUAAGUGGACGACUGAAAAGGGUUCCUUCCUUCUCUGAGAUUGCAGCUUUCCUUUCGGGAUGUGACGAAGACUUUCCCAGGAGCACCUCCAACCCAAUUUCAUCAGUUUGGUCCGCGGCCAGAAGCGCAGCCCGUCGCCUAAAAGUCACGUGGACAAUUUCUGACGACCACACUGUGGAGAUCUCUCAUGACGGUACCACCAUAACAGCCGGCAAGCGACGCCUUGUAUUCCGCACCCUGCGGAAUGCCAUCAAGAAAUCCCGCGCAGAGAAACUCAUCACUUAUCCCAACCAGGGCAAGGCGAUGGAAUGCGCAGCGGCUGCCAAAGCAAGCUCUCACUUUUUCCGGAACGGGGCAUUUACACGAUUCGCCGACUGGCGAUUUAUACAUCGUGCAAGGCUAAACCUCGUCCCCCUGAACGGUGUUCGUCGCAAUGUGAAUGGCUCCCGUGGCUGCAGAAGAUGCAACUUUGAGCUCGAGACCCUCCCGCAUGUCCUCUGCCACUGCAUGAGAUACAGCCGUCUCUACCAAGCGAGGCACAAUGCAGUGGUAGAGAGGAUUAAAAAGGCAGCCAGUGGAAGGUGGCAGCUCCUCUCCGAGAACCGGCCAGUCAGAGGACUCCCGCUACGCCCGGACAUCAUCCUAACAAGAGACAACGCAUGCCUCAUCCUAGACAUAACAGUUGCUUUUGACAACCGUCGGUCUUCAUUUGAUGCUGCUCGCCGAGAGAAGAUGAACAAGUACCGUCCGCUAAUCGAAGCACUGAAAUCUACAUACAACGAUGUGCGCGUAGAAGCAAUUGUAAUCGGAGCACUAGGAUCAUGGGAUCCAAACAACGAUAAAGUUCUCAGCAGGAUCUGCAGCAGGAAGUACGCAUCACUUAUGCGAAAGCUCAUCGUAAGUGAAACAAUAAGUAAAUCAAGGGAUAUCUAUGUGGAGCAUCUCACGGACGUCAGACAGGAGAACUGGUUCACCGGUGGAUAUGCUGAUAGAGUAGUUGCCUCGUCCGGAGGGCGGAGCCAAGGUGGAUCUUUGGUUAGUUUCGAUCUAACUGGUUGGUUUUUAUGCUUACUCGGAUUAGUGUCCCGGAGUAGCCGUGAGCCCUUAGCCUGUGUUCUGCCACAGGUCAGGGAUCGAGUAAGCUUCCGAUUACCCAUCCAUGUGAAAAGGACACCCGGCUGGGUGCGGCCUUUAGUGGGGCGUAAUCUUCCAAGUCCUGGUCAUCGUCUUUGCUUUCCUGUCAAUGGUUUUUCCUUUCGAUUCAUUUAG